GCAGCAUGAGGAGAGGAGGAGGAGGAGGAGGAGGAGGAGAACAAUAAUAGGGGGAGGGAGACACUAAUUUCCGUUGCAUCUGGCCCUCAGCCCUCUGGCCAGCCCUAAGUCCCGCUGCAGCUCAUCUCGGGAAGGCACAUACAUGAGCGAGAAAGCAGAAGCUGUGCGGAGUUUCGAGAAAAGUUGCGUGUGCGUCAGUGUCCCAGCAUGGCCGGGGGCUCGGUGUUCGAGUGUAAGGAGUACUUGUUCAAAGUGCUGGUCAUCGGGGAAUUAGGCGUCGGGAAAACCAGCAUCAUCAAACGCUACGUGCACCAGCUGUUCUCGCAGCACUACCGGGCGACGAUCGGGGUCGACUUCGCCCUGAAAGUGAUCAACUGGGACAGCAAAACGCUGGUCAGGUUACAGCUGUGGGACAUCGCAGGAAACGAUUUGGGAACAUGAACGCGAGUGUACUACAAGGAAGCCGUGGGGGCCUUUGUGGUGUUCGAUGUGACACGGGGCUCCACGCUUGAGGCGGUGUCUAAAUGGAAGCAUGACCUGGACAGCAAGGUGAAGCUGGCUAAUGGCAACCCCAUCCCCUCGGUGCUGCUCGCCAAAUGCGACCAGAAGAAAGAGAACUCCAACAAUACGGCCCUCAUGGACAAUUUCUGCAAAGAGACUGGCUUUCUGGGCUGGUUUGAAACUUCAGCUAAGGACAACAUCAACGUGGACGAGGCAGCGCGUUUUCUAGUAGAGAGUAUCUUGGCUAACGACAAAGGGUUGCCGUAUGAGGAGAGCAAUGGCGACCGGAUCAAACUGGACCAGGAGACUGUGGCUGCUGAAAGCAAGUCAGGCUGCUGUUAACACACAAUCCAUUUAAAUUAGCCACCCGCCUCCCUUUGGCGGGGUCCCCGAGCACCCAGCCUGUGGCUCUCAGCCUUCUACUGCAGUGUCUCAGGAAUGUUAAUUCUCGGGUCUUCAAAGCUCCAGAAUCUUCUCCUCUCUGCACUGAUGGCCGUUCGAACCCGCACAUCCAAGUGUUUCAUUGUAGUUCUCUAAGCCCAAUUUUAUCUUGAAGUUGUCGCAAACGAUAUCGCUGCCUCCAUAAAGCUGUUUCCUUCCUUCCUCUAAACCAUAGCAUCUUCAUUAAUGUGUUUUUCUCGGUGCAUAUUUCCCUGAUUGUGUAUUCCACCAUCAACUAUAAUCCAGUUGAACCCUGCUGCUCCUCCUGUUAACCUGACGGCCUCUGCAGCCCUGGACUAGACCACGCCCGAGGAGGGGUGAAAACUAAACAGAAAUUGACGAAGCACAAGCUAGAAAACAACAUAGCCUCUUAUUUUCUGUCUGUUUGGUCUAUCCUCAUUCAGCAUUUAUCUGUGAAACGAGACACUUUAUUGUACAGUGUUGAAAUAUUUCUUCUAAUCACAUGGAUGGACAUUAUUGAAAAUCAUUCUUUUACAUGUUUGUGUUUUCAGCUGAUCUUUAGACUACUGUAUAAAACAUAAGCAAACAGGCUUUGCAGUCAAGCAUUAUGAAAGUGUUGUCGUAUCAUAUGGUUGUCAUGAAUUGUUGUCUUUGCCAUAUUUUCUCUGAUGUUAUGUGCAAUAAUACAGUUUAUGUUAAGAGGGGAACACUUUUUGUUAUUCACUCAAACAUUCUAGUAAUGAUACCAUAUGAGACACCCGUAUGAAAAUGUAGAUCUGCUUCACGGUUUUUGUUGGGUUUUUUUAUGUGUUGGAUCAUGCAUUAUGAAAUUGGUGAGAUAUAAAAACUGAAUCAGACAGAGGACUACACUCUUGUACAUUAGUGUUCAAAUUAAAUAUGAAGGAUUUUUUUUAAACAUAAGAGUUGAGAUUAAGUUUACAUGUGAAAAUACAUUGAAUAUACAAGACCAAAAUAGAAUAAAAACAUUUUAACUUUAA
This is a messenger RNA of Cyclopterus lumpus (lumpfish), 1901 nucleotides long. It is a transcript of the gene rab32a, whose product is annotated as RAB32a, member RAS oncogene family. The record is from RefSeq and is a predicted model, not a curated record. Gene Ontology annotation, biological process: vesicle-mediated transport. Gene Ontology annotation, molecular function: GTPase activity; GTP binding. Lineage: Eukaryota; Metazoa; Chordata; Actinopteri; Perciformes; Cyclopteridae. Gene Ontology annotation, cellular component: trans-Golgi network; vesicle; Golgi apparatus.